Messenger RNA from Anopheles marshallii, 4353 nucleotides. It is a transcript of the gene Cftr, whose product is annotated as ATP-binding cassette sub-family C member 4. The transcript has 9 exons. Bases 1 to 4353 code for a protein of 1450 amino acids. The record is from RefSeq and is a predicted model, not a curated record. Lineage: Eukaryota; Metazoa; Arthropoda; Insecta; Diptera; Culicidae. Gene Ontology annotation, molecular function: ATP binding; ABC-type transporter activity; ATP hydrolysis activity. Gene Ontology annotation, biological process: transmembrane transport. Gene Ontology annotation, cellular component: membrane.
AUGGACAGCUCCCCGAAGCCGGUGAAGAAAAACCCACGCAAGGGUGCCUUCUGUCUGUCGCAGCUGUUCUUCGGUUGGUUGCUGCCACUGUUCUACCGCGGAUCGCGCCACGGUCUCGGCAAGGAUGAUCUUACCAAGUGUCUCAGGGCGGACCGAUCGGAGGAUCUGGGCGAAGAGUUGGAAGAGCAAUGGGAAAAGGAGGUGUCCCAGGCACGAAUCGCCAGCCGGCAACCGAAGCUACGCAAUGCCCUGUUCCGCACGUUCUACAAGCAGAGCCUCUUCGAUGGAUUUCUCAUAUUUCUGUUCGUUUUAAUAAAAACCAUACUGCCCGUGGUAUUGGCACAGUUGCUGAUACAGUUUCAAGAACCGACCAAUUCAACGCACGCAGCGGUGGCAAAUAUUGACAAUGGCGUGAUUGGCACGGUACCGCCGAUGGCAAUGCCACUGAUGAUGCUUCCGGAAACAACGCAUUCGCAUCUGGAAAGUCUCGUGUUCGACGAGACGGCCAUGAUAAACAAACGACGCCGGAAACGGCGGAUCCGGAUCGACGACGAUCAACCGGCACCGGGCAAUACUAUUGGUGAAAGUAAGGCAACCGUCAAUCAGGAAGAUGAUACCUUGGUGACAACUAUGUUUCCUGACAUGAGCGAAGUGCUCGGGGCAGCAGCCGAAGAUUCGGCGGUCGCCGCCAACAGCACCCUCGUAGACGAUCUCUCCGAUUUCCUGCACCAUGCGUGGAAUGAUGCAUUUUGGCUGUCGGGACUGCUGGUACUGUUGACGUUGUUCGGUUGUUUCUGCUGCCACCAUUCGGAUCUGCGAGAGCGUCUCGUCGGAGCCAGAAUGCGCAUUGCCUGCUGCUCGUUGAUCUACCGCAAAACGCUCCGGAUGUCGAGGAAGGCGGCUGGGCAAACGCCCGCCGGGUAUAUGAUCAAUUUGCUGUCGAACGAUGUGAGUCGUUUGGAUUACGGCUUCAUCUACAUGCACUACGUGUGGGUGUUGCCGUUUCAGGCAUGCUUUACCUGUUAUCUCAUCUGGCGCCGGGUACAAUGGGCCGCUAUCGUCGGUGUGGUUGGGCUGCUGGUCAAAACUAUUCCCGUGCAAACCGGGCUCAGCCGGUUGAGCUCGAUCAUACGUAUGCGGGUGGCCAAAAAGACGGAUCAGCGUGUUGGUAUCAUGAACGAGCUGAUCCAGGGCAUCCAGGUGAUCAAGAUGUACGCGUGGGAGAAACCGUUCCACAAGGUCGUGUCGAUAGCGCGCAAGAAGGAGGUGCGCCAGAUACGUUGGGCGUCGUACAUCCGUGGCAUCUAUCUGAGCACGAUGGUGUUUACCGAGCGAUCCACACUGUUUCUUGCGAUCGCCUGCUGCGUGAUCGAGGGACGCUCCAUCACGGCGGAUAUCGUGUUCCCGAUGGCACAGUUCUUUAACAUUCUCCAGCUUACGGCGGCCAUCUUUUAUCCACUUGCCGUGUCGCUCGGUGCCGAAGCGCUCGUAUCGAUCGACCGCAUACAGGAGUUUUUGGCGUUGGAGGAACACGAUGCAAAACCGCAGUCGUCUACCGGCGGACUGCAGCGUCAUCUGAACGAUCUUCAUCUGAUCGAGGACCACAGUAAGCCAGCGCUGGAUCUACAGAAGGUUACCGCGAGCUGGGAAGAAACGACCGAAAAGACUUUGAAGGAUAUCACCGUGAAGAUCGACGUCGGUAAGCUGCUGGCAGUGAUUGGACCGGUUGGUGCUGGUAAAAGUUCGCUGCUGCAGAUGUUGCUCGGUGAGCUUCCGAUUCAAAACGGGACGGCAACCAUCAAUGGGGACGUAUCGUACGGCUCACAAGAACCGUGGCUAUUUACUGGUACGGUGCGAAACAAUAUACUGUUCGGGUUGCCGUACGAUCGUCACCGGUAUCAGGCGGUAGUGCGACACUGUGCCCUUGCGACAGAUUUCCAACAACUUCCGGACGGUGAUAAAACGGUGGUAGGCGAACGGGGCACUUCACUGUCCGGUGGACAGCGUGCCCGGGUCAGUUUGGCGCGUGCCGUGUACAACAAUGCAUCUAUCUAUCUGCUCGAUGAUCCACUCAGUGCCGUCGAUGCUCACGUUGGUAAGCAUCUGUUCGACGAGGUGAUCGGUCCGCGAGGGUAUCUCGCGCAGAAGCAGAAAGCAACGCGUGUGCUAGUGACGCACCAAGUGCACUUUCUCAAGGAAGCCGACUGGAUCGUGAUCAUCGAGGGUGGUAAAAUUGUAACCCAAGGAACGUACACGGAGCUGGCUAAUGGAAAGAUUGAUUUUGGCAAGCUGCUGAAAUCCGGCAGUACUGAGAAGAACGAUUCGGACGAGAAAGUUCUAUCGGCGGACAUUCCGGAAGACGAAAUACCGUUCAUUGACGGUGUUACGCUCGAUGGGUAUAAGCUGCUGAAGGGUAGUACCAUCUCGUUACGCGGCAUUACCCCAAGUUCUUGUGCGUCCAGUGUGGCGGAAAAUCUGUGCGGCCGGCAGGUAGCGGAGGACCAGGCGGAAGGUAGCAUCUCGUGGCGCAUUUGGGCAACCUACUUCCUAUCGGGUGGCAAUAUUAUAAUGCUACUCUUCACCUUCUUCAUGUUGCUGUUGUCACAAGCGAUCGUCAGUGGGUCGGAUUACUUCGUAACGUACUGGACGCGGCAGGAAGAAUUGCGACUGGUGAACGAAUUCGCAGUGCAUGUGUCGACCGUUGACUUUCUGUACACGUACGGCGUGAUCAUCAUCUGUGUGGUCCUGUUCACCAUCUUCCGGGGCUAUCUGUUUUUCAACAUUUGCAUGAAAGCUUCGCGGAAUCUGCACGAUCGUAUGUUUGCCCGCAUUCUGACCGCACCGAUGCGCUUCUUCGAUACGAAUCCCUCCGGACGUAUUCUGAACCGCUUCUCCAAGGACAUGGGAGCGAUCGACGAGUUGCUGCCGAAGGCGAUGAUUGAAGCCAUCCAGAUAUUGUUAGUUAUGACUGGUAUUUUAACGAUGAUCACGAUCGUGAAUCCGCUGCUGCUGGUGCCACUGCUCGGAGCCGUUUUGCUGUAUGCCAUUGCGCUGAAACUGUAUCUGCGACCAAUUCAAGACUUGAAACGAUUGGAAGGAAUCACACGCAGUCCGGUGUUUUCACAUCUUUCGGCCACACUUUCCGGUUUAUCGACUAUCCGCUCGAGUGGUGUCCAGGAGAAGAUUCGGGAAGAAUUCGACGAUCUUCAGAAUGUCCACUCGGCCGUCUGGCAGUUGACGAUGGCCAGCAAUGCUGCUCUCGGACUGUGGCUUGACUGUAUCAGUACGGCUUUCGUGGCUUGUGUUACAUUUAGUUUUAUUGUGCUACAUCAAGAUACCUUCAGUGCUAACGUGGGUUUAGCAAUCUCGCAGGCACUCAUUCUCACGGGUAUGGUACAGUACGGUAUCCGUCAGACGACUGAAUCGAUUCAGCAGAUGACGGCCGUCGAGCGUGUCGUGCAGUACACCGAAAUUUCCCCCGAGACAGAUCCACCCAAAGUGCCACCGGGCGAUUGGCCGUGGAAAGGACAGGUUCAGUUCCACAACAUGUCACUCCGCUAUGAACGGGACGCGCCGCCCGUGUUGAAGAACCUGGAACUUGUUAUCGAACCCACGUGGAAGGUGGGAAUCGUUGGUCGUACGGGUGCGGGUAAAUCGUCCCUCAUCGGAGCGCUGUUUCGGUUAGCACGUAUCGAGGGACGCAUAAUGAUCGAUGGUAUUGAUACGGGAGUGAUCGCUCUUGAAGCGUUACGUUCGAAGAUAUCGAUCAUCCCGCAGGAUCCGGUACUGUUCAGUGCCACCAUACGCUACAACCUGGAUCCGUUCAGUUUAUACGACGAUGACAUGCUGUGGCGGGCAAUCGGUGAAGUUGAGCUUCGUCCCGCCAUCAGCGGGCUGGACUUUAUGGUGACGGAAGGAGGCUCAAACUUUAGUGUCGGUCAACGGCAGCUCAUCUGUCUAGCUCGAGCAAUUCUGCGCAACAACAAGAUCUUGGUGCUGGAUGAAGCGACGGCAAAUGUAGAUCCACAAACGGACGCAUUGAUACAAAAAACUAUCAGGGAAAAGUUUAAACACUGCACGGUGCUUACGGUUGCGCAUCGGCUGCACACGGUAAUGGAUUCCGAUCGCAUACUCGUGAUGGAUGCCGGUGAAGCUCGGGAAUUUGACGUUCCUCACGUGCUGCUACAGCAGGAUGGUAGCAUUCUAAAGGAGAUGGUCGAAGCUACCGGACCGUCCGAGUCGGAAUCUCUGAAGCGAAUUGCGGCGGGCACUUAUGAACGACUGGAUCCCAACCGCCAUCUUAUGAACGGAAUGCCAAAUCCGUGGCGUUUCGGUAAAGAAACACCCCAAUGA